AUGGAGGUUGAGACUGGGGCUAAGGAGGCCACGGCGAGCAAGUUCACCUUGCCAGUGGACUCGGAGAACAAGGCCAAGUCCUUCCGGCUCUUCUCCUUCGCCAACCCACACAUGCGCACCUUCCAUCUCUCAUGGAUUUCCUUCUUCACGUGCUUCGUCUCCACCUUCGCCGCGGCACCCUUGGUGCCUAUCAUCCGCGACAACCUCAACCUCGCCAAGGCUGACAUCGGCAACGCCGGUGUAGCGUCUGUGUCCGGCUCCAUCUUCUCUAGGCUUGUCAUGGGCGCCGUGUGCGACCUCCUAGGGCCGCGCUACGGCUGCGCCUUCCUCGUCAUGCUCGCCGCUCCAACCGUCUUCUGCAUGUCACUCAUCGAUGAUGCAGCAGGGUAUAUCACGGUCCGCUUCCUAAUCGGCUUCUCCCUCGCCACGUUCGUGUCGUGCCAGUAUUGGAUGAGCACCAUGUUCAACAGCAAGAUCAUCGGCACCGUCAAUGGGCUGGCGGCAGGGUGGGGCAACAUGGGUGGCGGUGCCACGCAACUCAUCAUGCCCCUCGUCUUCCACGCCAUCAAGAAGUGCGGCGCCACAGCCUUCGUUGCAUGGCGCAUCGCGUACUUUGUGCCGGGGAUGAUGCACAUCAUCAUGGGGCUACUCGUGCUCACAUUGGGGCAAGAUCUCCCCGAUGGCAACCUCGCAAGCCUCCAAAAGAAAGGAGAUAUGAAGAAAGACAAGUUUUCCAAGGUCUUGUGGGGUGCUGUCACAAACUACCGGACAUGGAUCUUCGUCCUCCUCUACGGCUACAGUAUGGGUGUUGAGCUCACCACCGACAAUGUCAUCGCCGAGUACUACUUCGACCACUUCCACCUAGACCUCAGCACCGCUGGCACAAUCGCAGCCUGCUUUGGUAUGGCCAAUCUCGUUGCUCGUCCUGCGGGUGGCUACCUCUCUGACCUUGGUGCUCGCUACUUCGGUAUGCGUGCUCGCCUGUGGAACCUCUGGAUCCUCCAGACUGCUGGUGGUGCAUUUUGCAUCUGGCUUGGCCGCGCCACUGCUCUGCCAGCCUCUGUCACCGCCAUGGUCCUCUUCUCUGUGUGUGCCCAGGCUGCUUGUGGAGCCACGUUUGGUGUCGCCCCCUUCAUCUCUCGGCGGUCUCUCGGUAUCAUCUCUGGACUGACCGGUGCCGGUGGCAAUUUUGGCGCGGGACUCACUCAACUUCUUUUCUUCACAUCAUCCCAAUACUCAACGGGCACGGGACUUCAAUACAUGGGCAUCAUGAUCAUGUGUUGCACGCUUCCUGUUGCGUUUGUGCACUUUCCACAGUGGGGUUCUAUGUUUUUCCCAGCCAAUGCCAACGCCACCGAGGAAGACUUCUACGCAUCCGAGUGGACGAAAGAGGAGAAGAGCGAGGGGCUCCAUCUCCCUGGGCAAAAGUUUGCCGAGAACUGCCGCUCGGAGCGCGGUAGGCGCAACAUCAUCCUCGCCACGUCUGCCACAUCACCAAACAACACUCCCCAACAUGUAUAA
Molecule: messenger RNA, 1521 nt
Organism: Lolium rigidum
Lineage: Eukaryota; Viridiplantae; Streptophyta; Magnoliopsida; Poales; Poaceae
Product: high-affinity nitrate transporter 2.1-like
Exons: 1
Coding region: 1-1521 (506 amino acids)
Biological process (GO): nitrate transmembrane transport; cellular response to nitrate
Cellular component (GO): plasma membrane; plant-type vacuole membrane
Molecular function (GO): nitrate transmembrane transporter activity
Source: RefSeq, a predicted model, not a curated record